AUAUAGUAUAUCACCACUCACCUACACAUCUUGGUCAUACACUUCACUCGGUAGUAUACUCCAAGCUAAGCUUAGCACAAACAUGGCGAAACUCAUCUUCCUCCUCGCAAUGGUGGCAUUUGCAUCCACCCUCCUCGUAUCCAUCGCCGGCGCAGCCGACAACUCGACCUCGCCGUCGUCGCCGUCGGCCGACCCGACGGCGUACGACAUGCUGCAGAGGUUCGGGUUCCCCGUCGGCAUCCUCCCGCAGGGCGUGCAGGGGUACAAGCUCGGCGACGACGGGUCCUCCUUCGAGGUGUACCUCGCCGGCGACUGCGAGUUCCGGGCGGCGAAGAAGUACGUGCUCCACUACAGCAGCCGCGUCGCCGGCCAGAUCGCCGCCGGCUCCAUCACCUCCCUGGAGGGGGUGAAGGUGAAGGAGGCGUUCGCGUGGUUCCGCAUCUCGGAGGUCGACGUCGACGGCGACCAGAUCAAGCUCCACGUCGGCCUCUACACCGCCACCGUCGCCGCCGACCAGCUCGCCGUCAGCCCCCAGUGCAACUGACGGCCGCCGGCGAUCGAUUGAUUCAUCAUUUCUCUUAAUUAAUUUGUUGCAGUGUUGUUUAUUUGAUGUGUUCAAGUAAGAGUAAUCAAUUACGUCAUUUUGUUACUGUCACGGGAGGUACUGCGAGGUACCAACGAGAUUAAUUCACGAUACAUACGUCGUGGUACCUCCUUAGGAAUUGUCAGAAGAAGAUUGUAAUGGGUUAUGUUGAGAGCUGCGAUAAUUUGAGAGAGACGAUGGAAAUGGGUGGUGAUGUUUUAUAAGAACUUUAAUACAUGGGGAGAGAAAAUUUUGUGUGCA
Molecule: messenger RNA, 844 nt
Organism: Oryza sativa Japonica Group (Japanese rice)
Lineage: Eukaryota; Viridiplantae; Streptophyta; Magnoliopsida; Poales; Poaceae
Source: RefSeq, a predicted model, not a curated record